Penicillium canariense is the source of this 2490-nucleotide messenger RNA. RefSeq lists its product as uncharacterized. Lineage: Eukaryota; Fungi; Ascomycota; Eurotiomycetes; Eurotiales; Aspergillaceae. The record is from RefSeq and is a predicted model, not a curated record. The coding region runs from base 1 to 2490 and encodes 829 amino acids. The transcript has 5 exons.
AUGACCUUCAAGGGAUCUCGCAAGAAAGCGAAGCCCAGCCCCUCUGGCGCGGACUCACCGUUCCCCGCGUCUCCGAGCAAUGCUGCCCGAGACCGCUCAGACUCCGAAACCCAAAGCCGUGCAAGCUGGUACCCGGGAUCCUGGUCGGCCAUCUCGCGAGUGUCCAAAGCAGCUCCAGUUACCGAGGUUGCCCGUGAGAGCAUAUCGGUCGCUCAAAACGUAGCUUCCAGCGUUGUGGAUUCUACAACCUCCCUUCUCGACACGCCCAGACAAAAUCGGCAUCCGUCUAUUCAACUGACUAAGAGAGCUGGCACAUCUACCAGAUCUCUCCCAGCCGACGUUACAACCACCCGAGUCAAUAUUGCGUCGGAUGGUUCAGUCUCCAGAACAACCCUGGACGCCCCGGAGACAACUGCGGCUACAGAGCCUUCGCCAGAUAAAGAGACAUCAGGAGAAGGAGCCUUGAAACCUUUGGAGAAAUCGACGGAAGGGCACCAACCUAACGUUGAGAACGUUGAGUCCAAUCCACUGCAAACAGUCGAAGCGCCUGCUGAGCAGUCUAGCGGAUGGCUUUCAUGGCUAUAUAAAUCAGAUUCAACAGAAAAGGACAAUCCGACUGGUCCGGAAUCUACUGAAGCAGAACAACUUGUUAAAAACCAGCCUACCAAACAAGCUGAUUCCCAGCCAACCGCGACUGAAACCACCGGAGAAGAGGCACAACAAGAUCAGGGACAAGAGCAAACACCGGAACCCACAAGUGACACAAGUGAGACGAUUUCAACGGCUCAGAAACGGUCGUGGCUGCAGAUGUGGUACGGUUCAGCUUCCUUGAAUAAACAGGGGCAACAAGGUACAACGGGUUCGACUCAACAACUUCAGAGAAACCCCGAUACAUCUGUGGAUCAGGACGUGGAUAUGGCACCAAAGGACCCUUCAGGCCCUCCCGAAGAAACACCUGCUCCCCCUCAAAUCCCAGGAGGAGGAACAAAAUCCUCGGGAUGGUCCUUCUGGUCCAAAGACAAUUCCAAGGAUACUACUCCAGAGAAAGCCCAGGAAGUUGAAGCCGUCGAAGCGACAGUGACGUCGGAUACACCGUCGCGAACAACAUCACUUGAGCCAAAUUCAGAAGCCAACGUGAAAAUUACAAAGAAGGGAAAUCUGAAAGUCAAGCCAUCCAAAGAUAGCCAUGUGAAAGACGGAACCGUCUCAACCGUCGAAGCCACGUCAACCUCGACAGCACCAGUCGACACAAGACCGGCGGAUGCUACUGCGUCAAAGCAACUACAGAUGAUACUGCCUAAUCAAGUACUACCGAAAUUUGAAGACACAUAUGGAAUGGAGGAGUCCCCAUCGCUCCUGCAGAGUCUCGGCCGAUUGUUGCAUUACACUAAAGGCCCAGAGCAUAACCAUGUCGCUCGAAUCAAAGAACCGACGCGCAUCAAACGAGCCCUGGUCAUUGGCGUUCAUGGCUAUUUUCCUGCACCAUUUAUUCGAAGCGUGCUGGGACAGCCCACUGGAACAUCUAUUCGAUUCUCCAACAUGGCCGCUGAGGCUGUUCGAAAAUACACUGCAGAUCAUGGUUAUACCUGCGAGAUUGGCAAAAUUGCCCUGGAAGGCGAAGGCCGUAUUGCAGAGCGGGUCGACUUGCUUUGGAAGCUACUGCUGAACUGGAUGGAAGAAAUCCGCAGGGCCGAUUUCAUUCUGGUAGCGUGCCACAGUCAAGGUGUCCCGGUUUCUAUCAUGCUGGUUGCGAAGUUGAUUGCCUUUGGCUGCGUCAAUGCUUCGCGUGUGGGCGUCUGUGCCAUGGCCGGUGUGAAUAUGGGUCCUUUUUCUUCUUAUCGUUCCCGGUGGAUCAGCGGAUCGGCCGGAGAACUGUUUGAUUUCGAAUUACCUUUCAGCAAGGUCUCCAAGGACUAUGAGGCCGCACUGAAGUGUGCUCUUGAUUUCGGUGUGCGUAUAUCUUACGUUGGGAGCAUUGACGAUCAGCUCGUCUCUCUGGAGUCAUCCUUAUUUUCUACAAUUGCUCACCCCUACAUUUACCGUUCCGUUUUUGUAGAUGGGAGAGUCCACGCUCCAAGCUUCCUCUCCCACCUCGUUGGUUUUGCACUCAAGUUACGAAACCUCGGCGUCCCAGAUCACGGCCUCAUCCGUGAACUCAGCAGCCCAUUGGCUGGCAGUCUUUACACGGGAGAUGGUCAUUCUCGUCUGUACGACGACGAAGCUGUAUACUACAUGGCUAUUCAAUUUGCUCUGGAGACAUCUACCGUCCCAGAUGCGAAACUAAAUAUCAAACGAUCCAGCCCCGCCAUCUCCCCGAACCCAUACAUCCUGCCGUUCGCUAUGCGCGGUCUUCUAGAAGAGGAGCACGUGCGGCGUCAGCUGCAUGAAGAGACCAUGGAGCUCCUCCGCCAGUUCGACGACUGGAAGCCGUCGAGUAAGGUUUUGAAGGACGUCAAGUUUCGACUUGAGGGUAUCCGGUCAAAGCUGUAG